Molecule: messenger RNA, 2140 nt
Organism: Daucus carota subsp. sativus
Lineage: Eukaryota; Viridiplantae; Streptophyta; Magnoliopsida; Apiales; Apiaceae
Exons: 6
Coding region: 426-977 (183 amino acids)
Source: RefSeq, a predicted model, not a curated record
AUCUGAAGCUUGAUUCAUUCUCAUCUUUACAAUGUGAUGAAGGUGAUUUUUUGUUCUUAUUUUAUGGUAUGAUUUGCAUUUUCAAUUUUGUUUGUGUUAAUUUCUUUCAUUUUUGAGCAUAGUGUCUACAAGAAGAAGAACGAGAUCUAUUACCCAUGAUGUCCGAUUCAGGGUCACAACAAGCAACACCACUGAAUGAACAGAACAAGCUUUUUAUCAGUGGUAGUAGGAGUGACACUAGGUUGUUUUCUGAUUGUAACAAAGGGAACAUGUCUCAGCCUUUUGAUUCAACGCGUGAACAUGGUAUAUCACUAGGUUUUAAGUUUUGAAUAUUUUAUCCACUGUUUGCUUCUUGCUCAAUCUGCAUUGAAUACCAAGUUGCUGAAACUUGACUCUACAACUUCUUUUAAUGCCCAUUCCGGUUAAUGCCAAUGAUUAUAACAUUGGUGCUAGUUCUUAAAAGUACAACUUCAGCUAGAGCAGUUGGUGGUGUGUUUACUACCCCUCCAUAUCAAAGUCACAAUGUAACAUAUCCUUUUUCAAGGACAUCUAAUGUUUUGCCUUUCAAUGCAGGUUCAAGACCAUGGGGAUUGGUGAAUACUCAACCAUCUCAGCGUGUAAAUGAGAGAUCUCCCCUGUCAAAUAUGUCCAAUAUAAUGAAUGGAACUUCAAGUGGUAUUAGGAGAAACAAUAUGUUGUUUUCUGAUUGUAACAAACAGAACAUGUCCCAGCAAUCUGAUUUGACACGUGAACAUGUUAAUGCGAAUGAUUAUAACAUUGGUGCCAGUUCCAGACCAAUUGGUGGUGUGUUUACUACCCCUGUAUAUAAGAGUCAAAAUGCAAUAGAUCCUUUUUCAAGGGUGUCUAAUGAUAACCCUUUCAAUGCAGGUAUAUGUAUCAAAAUUCAUGUUGCAUUUUAUAUCCCUGCCAAGACAGUGCUGAUUGUGUAUUUUUGCAAACUAGGUUCCACACCAUGAGGAUCAGUGAAUACUCCCUCAUCUCCAUGUGUAAAUGAAAGAUCUCCACUGUCGAACAUCUCUAAUAUAAUCAAUGGAAACUCAUAUAUUAAAAAGAAUCCUAAUUUAUCACAUGCUGAAGGAGGUUCCAUAUCUACAUCUUCUUCUUUUGUUACAGGAAGAGUAAAUUCAUCUAGCAGAAGUGUUAAAAAAGGAGUUUCAUUGAACAAAUGCCAGAAAAGAAUCUUAGGAGAGACUGUCUAUCAAUCUCAAAUACCACUGUCCCAUCCAGGAUAAAGCGUCUACCUAUUGACAGUUAUUUGCUUAAUAAUUCACAUGCCCAGUUGUUUGAAGUUCCUGUUCAUACAAUAGAUGAUCAUGUUGAUGGUCCCCCGCUAAAUACUGGUAUUUCAUUUUUCUCAUGUUUUUCAUUUCUUCGAUAGCUGGUUUAUUGGAAUUUACUAUAUUUGUGUCUUUCACCUUUUUAUAGGUAAUUCUGGUACAUUUUUUUGCCUGUUUUUUGUUUUCAUGUUUUGGAUUUUUUAUCCAGCAGUUGGUUCUUGUCCAAUCUGCAUUAAAUUAUGAGAAUUGAAAAGUGAUUUUACGAUUGCAGUUAAUGCCAAUGAUUAUGACAUUGGUGCCAACUCUAAAGGCACAACUUCUUCCAGAGCAUUUGGUGGUGUGUUUACUACCCCUGCUAGGGGUGAGUAUUCGGUUAACCGAAACCGAAACCGCAUUUUUUUCCGGUUAACCGAAACCGAAAUAAGAGCAAACUAGCUACCGAAAACCGAACCGAAAAUUUUUCGGUUUAUAACCGAAACCGAAAUUAUAAUUUCGGUUAUAACCGAAAACCGAUAUUAAUAACCGAAAUUUCAAUAUUUACUGGACAGUAUAUAUCAUCGGAUGUUCAGGUUACAGUGUUACAUCCACGCUUCUGUAACCUUCUAUCCCAAAACUGAGCAAACAUUGAUGCAAUGAAGUUGAUGGAAUGAACUGUUUUGUUUUAAGGCCAUGGUGAGAACACAGGAUAAGAACGGUCACCAGCAGUACUACUCUCAAAUCUCAGUUUUUAUGCAUUGUUUCGAUUACUAAUACAAAUCCUAAGCAGAUUAAAUCGAAAGCAAGGUAUUGCCUAUAAUUUGAAACUUGAUUGUAUAAUACAAUGUUAGAUUAUAACUAUAAAC